This is a messenger RNA of Ziziphus jujuba (common jujube), 2664 nucleotides long. Its product is annotated as O-fucosyltransferase 16. The transcript is spliced from 10 exons. NCBI's taxonomy places the organism in Eukaryota, Viridiplantae, Streptophyta, Magnoliopsida, Rosales, Rhamnaceae. The coding region runs from base 483 to 2189 and encodes 568 amino acids. The record is from RefSeq and is a predicted model, not a curated record.
GAUGAUAAUUAAGAAAUAAGGAAACGGAGGCAAGCGGAGUGUCACCAAAAAUAAGUGCAAAGCAUAUAAAAGAAAAGAGAGAGAGACGCAGUGCCAGCCGAACCCACACCACACACGACAUACCCCGACUGGGUAUUCUCCGAGGUGGUUUUAUAGUCUGUGCCAAUAGAUUAUCAUAUCCCUCUGCCCUGCCCAGUGCCCUGUGGCCAGCUUCUCUGCGCCAAAGCUGUUUAUAUAAAUCUGUCUCCACGAUCAUCAUGCUACGCACUCUUUGUCGUUAUCUCUGACGCUCUGUCACAACGGCAAAGCACUUCCCAGGCAAUGUGGGAGCCAUAGCUGAGAGUGACAGAGAGAUCUAUUCUUUCGUUUUACCUCUCUGUCUCUCUCCCUCUCCCUCUCAUAUAUAUAUAUAUAUAUAUAUAUGUAAGGAUUAGAGAGAGUUUUUCCUCCUCCCUCCCACCACCACCUCCUUGAAAUUGGCGAUGGCUUUUCAGAGGCGGCGCAAUCACUACUACCACCACUUUCGGAAUAUGCUACCAUUGUUCUCCGCCGUCUCUGGCGCUCUUCUUAUACUUCUCGCUAUCCUCUCCUUUUUGGCUCCUUAUCCCAAUGAUUCCGAUCGCCAUGGUCAUCGCUCUUUGUCUAAUGUUCGCGACGAUGAAAUUGGAGUUCCUGUGUUUCGUGUUCCGACCGAUGGAGGAAGAUCGGGCCGCGACCUUUGGACUUCUAGGAAUUCUAGGUUCUAUUAUGGAUGUAGCAAUGCUAGCAAAAAAUUUCCGGAAGCUGAAGCUGUAACGAUAUCUAAUAGAUAUUUGGCAAUUGCGACCAGUGGAGGCUUGAACCAACAAAGAACUGGGAUUACAGAUGCUGUUGUUGCUGCCCGCAUAUUAAAUUCUACCCUUGUUACUCCAAAAUUGGAUCAGAAAUCUUUUUGGAAGGAUUCUAGCGACUUCUCAGAGAUUUUUGAUGUUGAUUGGUUUAUAUCAUUUCUCUCAAAAGAUGUUAAGAUCAUCAAACAGCUCCCAAGAAAGGGAGGAAAGACAUGGACUCCACAUACCAUGCGUGUGCCAAGGAAAUGUAGUGAAAGAUGUUAUAAUAACCGUGUACUGCCAGUUCUUUCAAAAAGGCAUGCUAUUCAGCUCAACAAGUUUGACUACAGACUUGCAAACCGGUUGGACACAGAUUUGCAAAAGUUGAGAUGUAGAGUUAACUACCAUGCUUUGAAGUUUACUCGGCCAAUACAGCGGAUGGCUGAAAAACUGGUUCACCGAAUGAGGAUGAGAAGCAAACAUUAUAUAGCUUUGCACCUGAGGUUUGAACCUGAUAUGCUUGCAUUCUCUGGUUGCUAUUAUGGUGGAGGAGACAAGGAAAGGAAGGAAUUGGGUGCAAUACGCAAGAGGUGGAAAACUUUACAUACAAGUAACCCUGAUAAGGAAAGAAGGCAUGGAAAAUGCCCACUCACUCCAGAAGAAGUAGGCUUGAUGCUGAGAGCCCUAGGCUAUGGCAGUGAUGUUCAUAUUUAUGUGGCAUCUGGUGAAGUAUAUGGAGGGGAAGAAACUUUGGCACCCCUAAAAGCAUUAUUCCCUAACUUUUAUUCAAAAGAGACUAUAGCCUCCAAGGAGGAGUUGGAACCAUUUUCUCCAUUUUCUUCUCGUAUGGCUGCCCUUGACUUCAUUGUUUGUGAUGAAAGUGAUGUCUUUGUAACCAACAAUAAUGGUAAUAUGGCUAGAAUAUUAGCUGGACGAAGGAGGUAUUUUGGGCACAAACCCACAAUCCGUCCAAAUGCUAAAAAGCUCUACCGUUUGUUCCUGAAUAAAGGUAACAUGUUCUGGGAAGCAUUUGCUUCUAAAGUUCGUACAUACCAGAGAGGCUUCAUGGGAGAGCCAAAUGAGGUGAGGCCAGGCAGGGGUGAGUUCCAUGAGAACCCAUCUGCCUGCAUAUGUGAAGAUUCUGCAGCCAAGGAAAAGGGGGAGUUGGGUACUAGAAAAAAUGGCAAGGGUAAUGCAACCAGGAAAGAUGAACUAGUACUUGAGGAUCGAAAUGCUGAUGAUGACCCAGAAUGGCCUGAUACUGAUGAGGAGGAAGAUCAAAGCAGCCCUCUAGAGAAGGGUCUAUUUAAUGGAACAGGUUUAGAUUAUGAUGCCAUAACCUCAGACGAACCUGAAUUAGAAGAUAUGCUUUCAGACUAAACAAAUAUACCUGGCCUUUGCUAAAAGUGUCCAUAGCUGCUGCAAUCGUAUGCAUUCAUGUACAAAAUAUAGCUCCCAUGUGCGCCUCCCAUGGAAACCUUUUUUAUCUGAUCUCGAUCAUCAUGUUCAGAAGAUGGUGAGAAAGAUUAUGUAAUCCUAUAGCUUUGGGGAGACAUCCUAUGCACGUCGAUCCAAUGUGAGGAUCUUUGGUUGUAGAUGAAUCUUGUGCUUCCAUAUCUGCGGAAGAGAAAGGCCUUAUGGUGACAUGACUGGGCAGUAGGAGAAUUCGAUUUAGGAACCGAGUAUCUCACUGACAAAAUUUAGAUCAUUUAGUUGCUGCUUUGUUGAAUUCCAAGUGUAAUUGUUGUUUUAGGCUUCUGUUUCAAUCAGCUGUGAAAAGGAGGGGCAUUGACUAUAUUUACAUCCUCCCUCCCUUUUCUAGUUCUUUAAAUUAUAAUUUUUUUCCUUUUUUCUU